GCCCCGGCCGCGGUGGGAGCGCGGCGGAGCCCGGCGGGCAGCGCCCGGCGCCGGCAGGAUGAAGAAGCAUCACUCGGUGCAGGGCACCUUCAGCCGCCUCUUCGGGAAGCGCCACGGCAGCCCCGCCGCCGCCUCCCUCUUCGCUACCAACCCGCCCUGGAUCUUCACGCAGGAGGUGACCUCGGACAGCGCGGGUGGCACCGGUGAUGUGAUUGAAGUGUAUUAUGGUGACAAUCGCUUUGGGACAAUGACUGACUCUGGCACAGCAACUCUUAAACCUCGUCCGAGAGUCCGGCCGCUCCUGACUUUCCUACCCCUUAAUGCCCAAGAAUCCCAUGGGGUGGCUGUGCCAACGCCAUCGGUGCCAGAAGACUUUGAGGAAAAAGCAACUCUUGGCUCUGGCUCCCACAUCAAUGGGAACUACCGAAUGUACAGCUCGGUGGGGGACCUGCGCCCUCAGGCUCUCGAGGGGGAUGACCUGGAUGAGGACAUCCCCCCGCCGCCGUCAGUACCGCCGCCACCCCCCCCAGCCUCGCUGGUCCCUCCACCACCCGAAAUGCUGCCGCCGCCACCGCCACCACCUGAGAUGGUGCCGCCACCUCCUGCCGUGGCACCCCCGCCACCUCCAGCCUCCACCCUGUCCUCCCCCAGCACACCAGCUCCUCCAGACUUCAUCCCACCAGCCCCGCCGGGUGCCUCACCGCUCAGCCGGGCCCCAGCACCCUUCACCACCGGCAUCUCCAAGUGGAAGUCGGAGACGGUGCUGAACACGAGGCAGGCGGAUGCUGAGGGGCCGCUCUGCCCUGCCGAGGCUGGGGUGCCAGCUGCCCCCGGCCCAAAGGAGAGUCUGCAGCCCAAGCACUGUCCUGAGCCCCACCUCACCUUCCCCAGGUCGUUCAAGGUGCCCCCGCCAGCCCCAGCCCGGUCCUCCUCCAUCCCCGUGCAGGACAGCCAGCCCCUGCGCCAGGAGCCCUUCGCCAGGCAGCCUCACGCCCGGCCUCCCCUCCCGCCCUGCUUCACCAUAAGACCCGCGGCCAAGGCUCGUGGCGGCGGAGAAGCCGAGCAAAGAAAUUCCCUGCUGAGAGCGGCCGUUGUGAAGCCAGCUGUGCUGACCCCCCCACCGCUGAGCCCCAAGCCGGGUCCAGGGCUCAGCCAAGGGAUGAAUCCUGCCAGUCGCCCGUCCCCGCUGCCAGGCUCUGAGACGGAGAAGGUUCCCCAGCUGAAAACGGCCGAGACGGACUCUUCUCCAAAAUCCGAAUCUCUCUCUGCGAACGACUUGGACCUGCCCCCUCCGGACUACCCGACCUGUGAGGACGACUGGAGGGAUGCCAACAACCUGAGCAGGCUGCGGCACGAGCUCUCGGCCCUCCUGCGCUCCCCACGGAGGGAGGAGAAGCCAGCGGAGAAGCCGGCGGCUCCCCGGCCCGUGGAUGGGGGUACCGACCGUGCCGGCACCCGUGAGCCCAGUCUCGGUGGGCCCCAACUCACCGGACCUGCGGGGAAGGACGCACAGUUACCUGCAGGAGGGGAGAGUGAGAAGAAAGAGGUGCCCAGUGACCCCCCCAGUGCCAAGGGGGGCUCUCCCACUCCCAGCAUGGCACUCACCCCUCCGGAGAGCAACCCCCCCACGCAGACCCGCAGCGUGAUGAAAAUCAGACACGAGCUGGAGGCUGUGCUGUCCCUGAAGAAAGAAGGAAAAGCUGCCCUGGGGCUUGGCAGCCAGAAGCAGGGCACUGAGGAUGGCAGCAGCACCCCGUGUACGAGGAGGAGCCCCCCUGACCUGGGUGACUCGGUGCUGCCGAAGCCGGUGCCGAGCCUGCUCCCAGCACCGGUGGCUGCGGUGGAGAGGGAUGAGAUGGGGCACGAGGACCGUUCUGCUCCUGCCGCUAGCAAGGCCGCAGAGAACUCGAGCCCUGCUCCUGCGUCCCUUGAGAGCAGCGUGAGCCCCCCGGACCCACCUCCGGGACCGACGGAGGAGCCCCCUGCUCCCGCCUCCCCUUCUCCCCCAGUUUCUCCCACACCGAGCCCAGCGCCGCAGCCCAACGGGGCCAGCUUCCAGUACAAAGUGCACCGGGCCGGGGCCAGCUCGACCCAACCGCCCGGCCCCCCCAGCUCGGCCAGGAGCCCGCCGGGCGCCUCGGGAGCGGGGCAAGAGGAGGUGCUGAUCCACCCGGUGACGGGCGAGCGGGUGGAGCGGGGCUCCCCGAUGGCGCUGCUCCUGGCAGCCCGGCAGCGAGCCCAGCGGGGCCGGCAGGCAGCCGAGGUGGGAGCCGCGCUGCGGGCGAAGCCACCCCCGAAACUCGGCAACGCCUCGUCGGAUGCCACCGCCACCAGCUUCUACCGCCAUGAGUCCAAGCCUUACUCCUUCACCGUGGUCCCCCGGCCGGCCGCGGUGGGUCCGGCGGGGUCGGGAUGGAGCAAACUGCCAUCUUUCUCCGGCUCCUCGGAGCAGGGCCGGGAUGCGCGGGCGGUGGGCGAGGCGCAGCCCCCAAACCUCCCCGGGCACCAGCGGGCCGCUGCCUCCAGCCUGCUGCGGGACCUGCUCGAGCCCGGGCAGCCGAACCAGCCCUGCCCGGCCCGCCACGGCGUGCCCGGGGAGGAGGAGAGCGGGGAGACGGCGCUGGACUAUGGGAUUAUCCCCCCACCCCCUGAGUUCAGCAACGAGGUAGACGAAGCCGAGGGGUCCCUCCUAAAUCGGGAGGAGAGCCGCAAGUGCCCCAGCUUCCCCGACUGCAGCCGGGGCUCGGAGGCACCGCGGUAUUUCAGGUGGCCCGGCUACGGCCGCGGCUACGGGGCCAGCCACGAGCCGCCCGCCCCGCUGCCCUCGGAGAAGAGCAGGAGGAACAGCGACUUCACGCCCCAGUACCCAGAUUACGGCAGCUCUGCCGGUUACUUCAGCCGCUGCCCGAACCCCCGCCCGCUGAUCAAGAAGCGCCUGUACGUCUCUGAGUCCGACAGCUCCUACCCCCGGGCAGCUGCAGCCCCCCGGGGCACGGGCACCCUCUCCUACGGCCCCGGGGGAUACGGCUCCCCGGGCGGGGAAGGGGUCCGCCGCCUCGGCUCUGCCCACAGGACCGGCCCCGCCGGCGCGCAGGGCAGGCGGACGUCCAUCGAUGCCGCUGGGAAAGCAGCGCCCUACGGCAGCGCCGGGGCCGACCCCAAGUACAAGGGGCAGAACGGGGAUUUCUCGCCCGCCGGCAUGGUGGCAGCCAGCAGCAGACCUGCCCACGGCAGCUCGCAGUACGGCGGACCUGCCAACACCUUCACGGUCAGGCCUGGGGCACGGCAGCCCAUCUCCUACGCCUACCAGAGCGCCCAUCGAUAGGCUUGUCGGCAGGGCUGCUCCGUCGCCUUCAUCCAGCUGGGAACGGGUGAGGAAGCGCCUGGGUGGGUCGUUUCCUUCUCCGUGAGCACCAGGGAUGAUCCCAACCCAGCCAGCAAACUCACCGCUUGAAACUGCUGAUGGAGAGGCGGGGAAUGAAUCUGGGACUUGGGUUCUUCUUGAAAGACACUCAUGGAGAGUAGUUACUACAGAGGACAGGCUGCUGUCUUGUUACGUGAGCAAAUGCUGUUUUUCUUCUCAUUUCCCCCCCUCGUAUUAUUUCCAAAAUUGCAGCCUGAUAGGUCUUCUAAGAAAGCCAAAAAGCAUCCUUAGUUCUCUUUAUAGAGCAUCGUCACUGGAGAAAUUGUUUUCAGUUUGUUUUUUUUUUUUUUUUUUUUUAAUUGGUUUAAAUCCAACAUACUUGAGAGUAGGGAGAAAACAACUGGGAGCUGUGCAUAAUGGAAGCAAGCCAGUGUAUAGGUAAAUGUAGGGGAAUUACAAAAUAAGAAUGCAAUGCCAAUGGGAUAGAAAUAGAGUUUAGGGUGUCUAGAUCCUAACCUCUUCUAUCCUCACCUCCUUCAACAGCCUUGAGCAAGUCGAUUAUGCCGAUGCCUUAAAAACAGCUCCUGGCUUUCCGUGCCUGUCCUGCCGAGCCGGGGGCAGCUCUGCCGCGAAGGUCUGAGCCCCCUUCUCCAGGGAGCAACUGCUGGGGGGGCAGCAGCUUCGGGAGCACGGGCCCUUGCUUUCCUGUGCCUUUUGGCCACUGUUAAUGGUUCUGUUGGCCAUUAUUCCUCAUGGAAGAAGGCUGUGAGGCCUGGAGGGAUGGCUGUAAAGCACUUUGGAGACUUACGAUGUUGAGCAAUCCUUUGUCUUUAUCAGCUGGUGGGUGUCAGCGACUCACCAAGGUGCUGUGCUGCUGGUGCUUUCCUCGAGGGGUCUCUUGCCACUUUAUACCCACGUAAACCCCACCUCUAAAGCUAAGCCACGGAGUCCCUGUAUACUGUUUUACUAAGACUUGGCUUUAGUUUGUCUGAUUUGGGAGACUAAAGCUAAAUUUCAGUGUGAUUGUAGAGUAUUUGAUGCUCCUUGUGUGUGGAAUGUCCACGGUGACGUGCCCGAGGGAGCCGGCUCCCGCUGUUGCCGUUCGCGCUGGUCGGGGUGCUGGGUGUGCCUGCCUGUCCCUGCGUCCUGCCCGCGCCUCUGAAGGAGCUGGUGGCAGGGACGAGGAGCCUUAAAGAGAGCAUUUCAUUCCACAGAGUGAGAAAUACAGUCUCACGAUAGCUAACCAAAGUUUUGAAUAGCCAGCUUCCUGAAACUAGAAAUACAUGAUCUUCCUCAUAGGUGAACUUGCUCAAAAUCACUGUAAGAUAAGUGUAAAGACUUGUAGAGAAUGUUUUCUAAUCACUGACAAACUAAAAGCACUUUGAGACAUAAGUCUACUUUUAGAGAAAGCACUUUCUAUUUUCAAUACUAUACAAUACCAUUAGUUCCACUCCAGCAUAUCUUGCAUUGCAUGCACGUGUGUGUGCACAUGUAAGAAGAUUUUUUACUCUACAAUUUAUCUCAAAAUUCAGUGAUAUGUGUUCCUUCAUGGUGGAAUUUUCAAGAGUUAUCUUGAUAUUAAUGUCAUGUUGUUGACGUUCUAUGUUUUAUGUUAUUUCCAUCUUUACCUAAUAAUUUAACAACUGUUUCAAAUAUUGCAGCAGCUUCAAAGUAUUCUGAACUUUACUUUGCUGUGAAUAAAAUGAAAACCCAAAUACCAUAAUUUGGUCUAGGAGCUAAUUCAAAUGGCAUUUUUAUGCCAGUAAGUCACAGCGACUUGGAAGAUUUGCAGACAUGUUCACCCCAGCCAGUAUUGAAAUAACACGUUUUAAAUAUCUGGGUGUUGGUUUCUAAAACAAUGUUUAUGGAGAAAAGUGACUAUGGAGUAACUGUCUGGAUAUUUAAGUGUGCUAGUGUCAUGUAGAGUAACCACCCCCUUAAAACACAUCUCCAUGCGAGGAGCAUCUUGAAAAUUCUUAUUUAUCUAUGGAAGUAAAGCUGUGGUCAUGUUUGAGUGUUGGAUAAAGUUUCACCAGUUUAAGUUGAAACAAAACAAAGAAGCCUGUCUGAUACUGCCACCUAAUUGUUUUUUCUUCCUGAUUCUUUUUUCUUCAAAAUAAUAAUAUAUAGCUUCAAAUUAAUUUUCAAAAGCAGUUUUAAAGGCUUGUUGGGAGACUUCAGCCUUCAAGACUGAUCUUACCCAGAAAUAGGGGUGUGUGUGCAAUUUUCCCCCUCAGGAAUUCUCCUACAUUUGAGUAUAUCCCCAACACAAGUCUGUGUUUUGUUUUGUUGUUGUUUUUUUUUUUUUUUUUGGUGUGUGUGUUUGCUUGUUUGGGUUUUUUUUCUUUUUUUUUUUUUAAGAGGAAAAUGUGAAACUCUAAUGGUGGCACUUGCUUUGAAUUUCACAUUUACUGUUUCACCCAGACACGCAAUUCCUAAGUAGUUGUAACAUGGUGUUAUAUAGUGUUGAAUGUCUUGUUUCUAGCAAAUGUGUAUUUGUUUAUAGUAAAUAUUAGAAGCAUGAUAAUGUAAGUUUUUAUUAAAUAGCCAUUAUUCAUUCAGAGAACACCUAUUCUGGGAAUGCACAGUGGACUAAGCUGUAACUAAAUCAGGUAGGACUCUGCUUGCAGUUGUAAAACUGGUUAGCAUGAUUGUUUUAAGCAGUGGAACUACUCUAAACACUUUGGGCUAGCCCUGCUUCUUUUGAAUGCAUUAAGCAAAAUUCUAGUAUUUCAGUAACAACUAGACAUUUAUGCAGGGGCCGUUGGGAACUGUUUGUGUUACAAAGAAAGCACUGUCAGAGUUGUUGGCAGCCAAAGCACUUAGGGAGCAAGUUCAAUCUGUAAUGAAGAGUGAGGACCUCUUAGCUGCAGGGAUGGGGAAGAGCUCCCUCUUCCUUGGUCGGGUAACUUUGUCAGGACAGCACGUAAACUGUAUUCAGAUUGCCGUUUCUGCUCCCCCCAGCUCUGUUUCACGAUAUAAAUUUAGCAAUAGAAGAGGAUGAAACUAAGGGGUAGUAAUGGAGCAAAGCAACCUACCCACCUACCUUACAGCCCAGUCUUGGCGCUGAAAGCGGUCUUGAAGCCUGGCAAGAGAGUUAUCCUCCCUUCAACCCUCUGAUGCAGUUUGGUCAUUCAAGUCUUGAUACAACCUAAAUUAUCCCCUGCAGCUGCCUCUUCUUCAAAAGUAUAUGCUAAUUUAGUAUAACUGAGAGCUUUAUUUGUAAAGUGUUGAACAAAGUCUCUUAUUUAUGAGUGCCAUUGAACAUCAACCUUCUUCCAUUAAAUGUGUCUGGAUGUAUUGUUUUA
This is a messenger RNA of Tyto alba (common barn owl), 6672 nucleotides long. It is a transcript of the gene CUNH6orf132, whose product is annotated as chromosome unknown C6orf132 homolog. The coding region runs from base 59 to 3325 and encodes 1088 amino acids. Lineage: Eukaryota; Metazoa; Chordata; Aves; Strigiformes; Tytonidae. The transcript is spliced from 5 exons. The record is from RefSeq and is a predicted model, not a curated record.